AUAUUUGGGACAUUAUUAAAGACACUAAGCCUAACAAAUAUACCUUGGCGAAAGAAAGACUUUUAAAUACGUUUAAGGAAAGCGAAAACAAGAGAAUUCAGCGCUUAGUUACAGGAUUAGAACUUGGAGAUUACAAGCCAAGCCAACUUUUGCAAAAAAUGAAAAAUUUAGGAGCAGACGAUUUUUCAGAAAAAGUGUUAAAAUCUUUAUGGCUUGAUAAAAUGCCGAAUUUUAUACGAAAUAUUCUGCUUGUCAGUGAAGAAAGUUUAGAUAAACUGUCUACGAUGGCGGAUAAAAUUCACGAAAUGAAAACUGGGGAAGAAAUAUGUGCUGUUUCACCAAAUGUUACCAACAAUGAUGCUUUAAUUGCACGAAUAGCAGCAUUAGAACAGAAAAUUGAUUCACUGCAAAUAAAUGACCGUAGUAGAUCUAAAUUUAGAAAUAAUUACCGAAAUACAUCUCGAAGUCGCAGUCAUUCAAUAAAAGCAUUCAAUAGGAAAGGUAAAUAUUGUUACUAUCAUUUUAAAUUUGGUAAUCGUUGCCGACCUGAGAAAUGUUAUUCACCAUGUGCUUGGCGAGAAAAGUCGGAAAACUCCAUGAUGCAACAGGAUUAGCGGCUACAACUGUUGCUGAUGUUAAUGAAAGCCGCAAGUUCAGAUUAUUUGUAAAGGAU
Molecule: messenger RNA, 673 nt
Organism: Parasteatoda tepidariorum (common house spider)
Lineage: Eukaryota; Metazoa; Arthropoda; Arachnida; Araneae; Theridiidae
Source: RefSeq, a predicted model, not a curated record